AUGUUUGACGACGAGGAAGUUACCGUUACGCAGGAGAAAAUUACACGGAGUCAGCGGGUGUUUAUAAACCUGCUGGACUCAUUCAGCAGCCGAAAUAUCGGGAAGUUCCUAUCGAACUGUGUGAUCGGGGCUUCACUGGAGGAGAUCACCGAGGAGGAAGAGGAGGAAGAUGAGAGCAAGUCGGGCAUGUUGGAGCCCGGGACCGUCAAGCAGAAGGAAGGAACCUUCCAGGUGGUGGGCACGAUCUCCCAGCAGGACCCCGCGCACCUGGAGUUUGCCACAGAGACCUACUAUGGCAUCUCUCGAGAAGACCUCCUCUUGCGGCUGAUGGAGUGUGACAUCAUCGUGUACAACAUCACGGAGAACUCCAAGCAGGUGGAGGAAGCCGUCUGGGCCAUCUCUGCUCUGAAUGAGGAAAUCAGUCGUUUCGAGAAGAAGAAGAUGUUCAUCCUACUGUCCACGGUGAUGACCUGGGCACGCUCCAAACCUCUGGACAUGGAAGAUUCUGAGAUCCCUUUAACCGAAGAGGAUUACCGAAGGAGAAAGAACCACCCCAAUUUCCAGGAUCACAUAAACGCUGAAAAACUGGUUCUCAAGUUCGGGAAAAACCCCAGAAAAUUCGCGACUUACGUAGUGGCCUCGGGACUUCAAUAUGGAUUGGAAGGAGGCAUCCUACAUGCGUUUUUUAAGAUGGCUUGGCUUGGUGAGGUCCCCGCGUUACCAGUGUUUGGCAAUGGACUGAACAUCAUUCCGACAAUUCAUGUUCUUGAUCUAGCCGGAGUGAUCCAGAACGUCAUCGAUCACGCGCCCAAGAUCCACUACCUGCUCGCGGUGGACGAGUCCGUGGUCACCCUGGAGGACAUCAUCAAGUGCAUCAGUAAAAGUACCGGCCCAGGGAAGAUUCAGAAGGUCCCCAAAGAAAAUGCUUUCUUAACGAAGGACUUAAAACAAGAGGCCCUGGACCACUUGCUGAUCAAUUGUCGGAUGGAAGCACUCUACGUGAAGGAGAACUUCAACAUCCGGUGGGUUUCGCACACGGGCUUCGUGGAGAACAUCGUCGGGAUCCUCAAGGAGUACAAGCUGAGCCGACGGCUGCUGCCCAUCAAGAUUUGCAUCCUGGGCCCGCCUGCUGUGGGCAAGUCCAGCAUCUCGGAGGCCUUGUGCAAGCACUACAAGCUGCAUCACAUUAAGCUGAAGGAUGUGAUUUCGGAAGCCAUCACUAAACUGGAAGCCAUCGUGGCACCGAAGGAGACAGCACAGGGAGAGGAUCAGAGCGAAGAGGAAGAGGAAGAGGAGGAGGAGGAGGAGGAGAACGUGGAGGAGGCACAGGAGCUCUUGGAUGCCAUCAAGGAGAGCCUGGAGCAGAAUGCAGGCCAUCUGGAAGAUCAGUAUAUCACUAGGUUUGUAAGAGAGAAGCUGAAGUCCAUGCCCUGCAGAAAUCAAGGCUACAUUUUGGAUGGAUAUCCCAAGACCUAUGAUCAAGCAAGAGACCUGUUUAGUCAUGAAGAUGAAGAAGAGGACUAUGAAGGCAAAGGCAAAAUAGCACCCUACGAUAAAGUAAUCAUACCUGAGUUCGUCUGCGCGCUGGACGCUUCGGAUGAGUUCCUGAAGGACCGUGUGAUAAACCUGCCCGAGAGCGUGGUGGCGGGCACCCACUACAGCCAGGACCGCUUUCUCCGCGCGCUCGCCACCUUCCGUGACGUCAGCACCGAGGACGAGACGGUCCUGAACUACUUCGAUGAGCUCGAGAUCCACCCCAUCCACAUCGAUGUCGGGAGGCUGGAAGAUGCCCAGAACAGACUCGUCAUCAAACAGCUCAUCAAGGAGAUCGGGGAGCCUCGGAACUACGGCCUGACGGAAGAGGAAAAGGAGGAGGAGGAGCGCAAAGCCGCCGAGGCGCUCCUGGCCAAGGAGGCCACGGAGCAAGCGGAGAAGAAGCGCAAGGAAGCCCAGGAGAUGGAGGAGAAGAAGGCCCGCUGGGAGGAGUGGAACAAACGCCUAGAGGAAGUGAAACGGGAGGAGAGAGAGCUGCUGGAGGCGCAGUCCGUGCCCCUGAGGAAUUACCUGAUGGCCUACGUGAUGCCCACGCUGAUGCAGGGCCUGAAUGAGUGCUGCAAGGUCAGGCCCGAGGAUCCGGUGGACUUCCUGGCUGAGUACCUCUUCAAGAAUAAUCCUGAAACACAGUGAAACUUUAAGGCGUCGUGUCAUACACCCUUGCAGAGCUAGAGAUGAAUUUAACAUCGCCUUUGGAAAAAAGAAAUCCCUUGGAAAAUUGCUU
This is a messenger RNA of Sorex fumeus (smoky shrew), 2278 nucleotides long. It is a transcript of the gene AK7, whose product is annotated as adenylate kinase 7. Lineage: Eukaryota; Metazoa; Chordata; Mammalia; Eulipotyphla; Soricidae. Gene Ontology annotation, molecular function: AMP kinase activity; ATP binding. Gene Ontology annotation, cellular component: cytoplasm. Gene Ontology annotation, biological process: nucleobase-containing compound metabolic process. The transcript has 18 exons. The record is from RefSeq and is a predicted model, not a curated record. The coding region runs from base 1 to 2187 and encodes 728 amino acids.